UAGCUAAUUGAUAUAUGUAGCGAGUUAAUUUAAGCAGAAGAAAACUGUUCAUUUGGAGUAGGAUUGAGACAACAAAUUGGAAUAUUAUUACCAAAUGGAAUAGAACCUCAGAAGGAAGAGAUGCCUGAUGCCACCCAAGAAUAUCUUCUGGGACUGGACUUGGCUUAAUUCCUUUUUAACUGCUUUAUAUAUUGAAGGGAACAUAAAACUGCCAUGGCUACCAUCUUACAGAGAGCAUUUAAGUCUAUCAUAUCUGCCAUUGCUUAUUGUUACUUUCACUUUCGGGACGACCACACAGGCAUCAGAAAUAUCAGAUACAACAUGCCAAGAGGGCGACCACUUUCUUUGCAGACUGUGGAGCUCAAAGUGAGGAUGUGUUGCACUGGCUGCGAAAGAGUUGUGAAAAAUGCCAUUCACAAGCUUAAGGGUGUGGAUUCAGUAGAGGUGAACCUAAACAUGGAAAAGGUGACGGUGGUGGGGUAUGUAGAUAGAAAUAAGGUGCUGAAGGCAGUAAGGAGAGCUGGAAAGAGGGCAGAGUUCUGGCCGUAUCCAGAUAUACCCUUGUACUUCACAUCUGCGAGCAACUAUUUCAAAGAUACAACAAAUGAAUUCAAAGAGAGCUACAACUAUUACAGGCAUGGUUACAAUGUUGGAGAAAGGCAUGGCAACAUCCCUGUCACUCACCGUGGAGACGACAAAGUCAGCAACAUGUUCAACGACGACAACGUUAACGCCUGCUGUCUUAUGUAGUUAAAAUCAUACACACAUGUUUCUCUUGUAAAAUACAUGCAUAUGCUGUGUGCUGAUCAGUUUGUGUAGCCAUUUUCAUAUGUUCAAAUUAACUAAUGAACUAGUGUCGAGGGGUUGUUUUAUA
Messenger RNA from Ricinus communis (castor bean), 874 nucleotides. Its product is annotated as heavy metal-associated isoprenylated plant protein 30. NCBI's taxonomy places the organism in Eukaryota, Viridiplantae, Streptophyta, Magnoliopsida, Malpighiales, Euphorbiaceae. The record is from RefSeq and is a predicted model, not a curated record. Bases 214 to 750 code for a protein of 178 amino acids. The transcript is spliced from 3 exons. Gene Ontology annotation, molecular function: metal ion binding.